AUGAAUUGGACGGGAGGGCAACUACGUCGACAUUCUGCUCGCCAGGGCAUUCUGUCCAAGACUCAGAAGCAGAACUUUGCCGAGUCGCGGCAGCAAGCCAGCAACAGAGUGCCUCGCCAACCCUCGACCUUUGGCGGGGUUCCAGACCCGGAUUAUGGCGAUGAUGAUAGGCUGGGUGAUGAGGCGGCCUGCAGGGAUGGGCAGACGAUGGAGGAAGAAGCGCAAAACCAGUCAGUCGUACUGUCAACUGCUCAUCACCGUUGGCUGCGGCCUGCCCUCUGCACAAAUUCCUCCUCAUCCGUCAGACUUUCUUAUCCUCGGGUCGUUGCACUGACCCUGAACCCUUCACGGGUUUCCAGCACUACAUCCCCGCGUCUGUCUCUAUUGGCCGGGUCUAUUCCCGCUGACAGCGCUGGACAUUUGGAUACCUUGAAGCGUCGACUCCUCCAAGACCCCGACUGGGCAGCAGUCGCCGCAACACGUCCGCUUGAGGUCACAUUCGCCUCAGCUCAAGAGGCGGAGCACUUUGGAAAGCGACGCAGGUUAACAGAAACAGAUCGAAAGCGUUUGUCAGCUACUCAUGGGAAUCAAACGACACUUGCAUUUCCCAAGUCCCUUUACUGGAGAGAGAAUGAGAAUGCCUUGGACCAAAUUCAAAUCAGAAUCACCGGCCAGCCUGGCAGCCAACACUUACAACAUGGUCAAGGUCUACGGACACCUCCGGACAGACACGCCAGUCGUGACCUCUCACAGAGCCCAGAACUACCCAGGCCCAGACUCUCAGCUAAUGCUCGAUACAGCACACACCUGAGGUCGGACCCCUCCACCCCCGGGGCCCGUCCUUCUAUAAUGCCACCCAUCCCGCACAGGUCACACUUCACGGUCGAAGGUCAAGUACUCCAAGAACAAAUGGCCCGCGGCCUGCACCUUCAAUCACCACAACGGCACCAGCGUGAACCUUCUUGUAGUCCCACGGAACCACUACCUGCUUCGCCCACUCUCGUCGCUACUGACUCUUUAUCAACCAACGGGACCGGAACCCAAAGCUGGCUUCCGCAACCCACCCCGCGCACGUUCCCAAGUAGUCCCCUCAUGCCUCGUGCUGGAGCUGUUAACAUCCCCGCAAUGGCAUCUCAUGUACCCUACCAAAGUCAAGAUUCGUCCGAUCCAUUCGCUCGUCGCCCCGAGGGAAGUAAUCCCAUCGUACCUGUGAGGAUAUUCGGGCAGUUUGUUCGAAGGCGCAGCACUGGCGAGGCAGAUUGA
Molecule: messenger RNA, 1263 nt
Organism: Penicillium cataractarum
Lineage: Eukaryota; Fungi; Ascomycota; Eurotiomycetes; Eurotiales; Aspergillaceae
Exons: 1
Coding region: 1-1263 (420 amino acids)
Source: RefSeq, a predicted model, not a curated record